Molecule: messenger RNA, 972 nt
Organism: Cooperia oncophora
Lineage: Eukaryota; Metazoa; Nematoda; Chromadorea; Rhabditida; Trichostrongylidae
Source: the annotation of a GenBank genome assembly
AUGGUAUGGAUCGAGUCGUACGCUAACCACAACCGCAUAAUGAGUGCUAACAUGGACGGCACUAAUAUUCGAGUACUUGUGGAGAAUAAGCUUGAAUACCCAAGUGGAAUAUCUAUUGAUCUGAUCACUAGCGACGUUUACUUCGGUGAUGUGGAACGGGCAAUGAUAGAACGCGUAAAUCUGGACACUCGUGAGAGGACAGUGGUGCUAACUCAGGGCGUGCAUCAUCCUUAUGAUCUCAAAUAUUUCAACGGGUUUUUAUACUGGAGCGAUUGGGCUUCUUCCUCGUUGAAAGUUGCUGAAAUGAGCAUUCAUCACAGCUCCGCUCACCUCAUUCAUUCGUUCACCGCCUUACCCUUCGGACUUGCUAUUAAUCACUCAAUGUAUCAGCCAACACCGUCGUCAUUCCCUUGUCAGUCUAAUGACUGCCAGUGGAUGUGCGUUUCGAUUCCGAAUGCGGAAGGUGACCUACAGGCUAAAUGUCUCUGUCCCGACGGUUAUCUUACCAUGCCGGAAGGCGAUUGUGCGCCCGUACGCGAUUCAGUUGCCGAAGACGACGAUGGAGUGACGGACGCCGUUGAAGACAAAACCUUAACCCUCGAUAUAUCUCAUGUGGGUGUGGCAUGGAUGAAGGAGCGUUGCGAGGCCGGAAGUGGCUGUCUGAAUGGGGGCGAAUGCCAAGAUGUGAAGAACGAACACGGUCGUGUAACGAAGAUUGUGUGCAGCUGUGUCUCACCAUAUGAAGGUGACCGAUGUGAACGAACAAAUCCCUUCAAAGAGUAUGCCAAUCAGCUCUCGCCAUCGUCUCGGCCGUGUGGUUUACGCUGCUCUUCUGUGGCUUGUGUCUGUGCUGUUCAUCGCUCUCACUGCCGCGUUUCCUGCUAUCUAUUUAUCGCUAACUGUCGAGCAGUGAUCAGUGGACAUUUUUGCCCAGGUAUUGAUCAAACGAUGUCAUCUCUCAUAUCUAUCUAG